AUGACGGAUUUUGCUAAAGUAUUUAAUAUUUAUUCAACUGAAUCUGAUCAAGAUGGAGAAAAUGAAAAUUUCAAUGUAGAACAAAUAAAACGAGUUAAUGCUAGUGUUAAUCAAGAUUAUUCAAAAAGUUAUGUUCGAAUAACAAUAAAAAUUCCUCAAAUGAAAACAAAACUUAAUUGGUGUAAAUUUACUCGUGCUUCAAAAAAUGGUUUAAUAACUAAAGCAACAUAUCAUGGAACUCGAGUUUUUUUUGAAUUCAUGCUUAAUCAAGGUAAACCAACAGAAGCAAUAUAUGAAUAUUCAUCACGAGAACCAUUUCGUGGUCCUAUUGAAUAUAAUAAAAGUUAUAUAAAAUAUAAAGAUGAAUAUGUCAUUUGGUUUAUACAUAAAUCUGAACCUUGGUGA
Molecule: messenger RNA, 405 nt
Organism: Rotaria sp. Silwood2
Lineage: Eukaryota; Metazoa; Rotifera; Eurotatoria; Philodinida; Philodinidae
Source: the annotation of a GenBank genome assembly